AUCAAACGUGCCACACGCACUUUAGUAGCACACAAAGAAUAACUUUAAUUGAGUAUUAGAGAAGAUAUUCGUAAUAGAAUUUCUCGAAAAUGUGCCAAGAACAGCAACAAGUAGCAGCGGCAAUUGCCAACACCAACACCAAUACACAAAUGCAAAGUUCAAAGCUGAAGCCGAGCUAUAGCAUUAAGCGUGUCUUGCAGACACUCUUCCGUAACAAACAGCAGCAUCAGCAAAAACAAAAGCAGCAACACCGUCAACAACAACGUUUGCAGCAACAACAACGUCAACGUUUAUACAAUUCAUUGGAGUCUUUGGAGUCGCUUGAAAAUUUGCGCAAUUCCCAAAUGGAGGAGCAACACUACUAUGAAGAGAUCGAGGACAAUUCGGCCAAUGAAAAGCUAGCCGAGUUGGUGCAAGAGGUGCAGCCCGAGGACGAAGAACACGAUAUCUAUGUACCAGUACGUUUUGCACGCACCAACGCAGGCACCUUUUUCUGGACCACCAACUUGCAACCGGUAUUGAGCAGUUUUGCACCCAUUGCCGCCGAUGAGGAUCUGUUGCAGCCCAGCUACUGCUACAGCAACUCACAAUAUCCACAUAUGCAGUACCCUUAUCAGCAGGAUCGCUGGGCACAAGCUUGAAGGCUUGAAGCAGCAUAAGUGGCUAAUUGGCGGGCGUUUCAAGUAGACGCCGAUGACAACCAGCGACUGAAGUGGUGCAGAUUAACAAUGACUGGAGCUUUAGAAAUGUGUGAUACUCGUUUGUAGCCGCUGAAGUACUCGUAAUUAACUAGUAGUAGUUAUAGUUGUAAUAAUAAUACUUGCAUAGUGCACAUGUUAGUUGAAUCAACGUGCUUCCAAUUUAGUUUUUAAGAAGAUUUGCAAACAAACUUCAAGUGUUAAGGUUAUGUUUUUACUUUGUUUUCGUUUUUUUUCGCGAUAUCUUUGAUUUCUUAGUUACUAAGCGAUUUUGUGAUAAUGAAAGGCUUUAAUUUAUUUUAGUUUUACUUUAAAACGCUAAAUAUGUAUGCACUUGUAAACAAAUAUUUUUACAAAGUUGAUUACAUCUC
Molecule: messenger RNA, 1069 nt
Organism: Anastrepha ludens (Mexican fruit fly)
Lineage: Eukaryota; Metazoa; Arthropoda; Insecta; Diptera; Tephritidae
Gene: E(spl)malpha-BFM
Product: enhancer of split malpha protein
Exons: 1
Coding region: 90-641 (183 amino acids)
Biological process (GO): sensory organ development; Notch signaling pathway
Source: RefSeq, a predicted model, not a curated record